This is a messenger RNA of Aegilops tauschii subsp. strangulata, 522 nucleotides long. RefSeq lists its product as uncharacterized. The record is from RefSeq and is a predicted model, not a curated record. NCBI's taxonomy places the organism in Eukaryota, Viridiplantae, Streptophyta, Magnoliopsida, Poales, Poaceae.
AUGGGCAUCCUGAUGUCCAAGCUCCGCGAAAGCAACAUGCAAUUCCACUGCGUCAUCCCAGGGAAGAAAGCAAGGUCACUCGGCCAGAUAACUCUUGAUGUGGUUUUCGGUGAUUCCAAGAAUUACCGGAGAGAAAAGUUGGAUUUUGAGGUGGUAGAUUUCCAGAGUGCUUAUCACGCCAUUCUGGGCAGAACUGCGUACGCUCGCUUUAUGGCUCAACCAUGUUAUGUUUAUCUCAAAUUAAAGAUGUCUGGACCUAAAGGUGUGAUCACAGUCACGAGAAGCCGGCAAAGGGCAGAAGAAUGCCUUCAGAAAGGUUCAAAGAUUGCUGACGAACAGAUGGCAGCAGUAGAAAUUGAGGAAUAUAAUAAAAAUGCAGAUCCGAGUGAUUUGCUACGAGCCAAAAAGCCUGCCUUAGAGUCUGCGUUCAAGUCGAUUGGCGAGACAAAGCUUAUCCAUAUUCACCCGGAAGACCCAAAUGCCGCUCCGAGCAACAUCUCAACUACACUCGACGGCAAAUAG